UCCUGGAGGCGAGGGACUUGAAAACUUCUGGAGAGUCCUCCUUCAUGGAGAAAACUGUGCAGUUCAGAUACCAAAUGACAGGUUUAAUCUCUCUCAAUGGUAUGAUCCAAAUGAGAGUAAAGCAGGAAAGACCUACACCGCAAAGGCAGCACUUAUUAAUGGACUGAAUGAGUUUGACAACAAGUUCUUCGGCAUUACUGAUGCUGAAACGAACAAUAUGGACCCUCAGCACAAACUGUUGCUGCAGUGCACCUACAGGGCCCUUGAGGAUGCUGGGAUACCAAUGGAGAAGGCCAGUGGAAUGAGAACAGGAGUAUUUUUGGGCCUAAUGAACAGGGACUUUGAGCUGGCAAGUAUAAGGAUCAAUCCAAAACACAUCGACCACACCGUCGGCACUGGUGUCGCUAUGAGCAUAGCUGCCAACCGCAUCUCUUACAUAUUCAACUUCACUGGCCCCUCAUUGUCCAUUGACUGUGCCUGCUCCUCAUCCCUUGUUGCCCUGCACAUCGCUUGUCAAGCCAUAAAACAAGGAGACUGUGAAAUGGCCGUGUGUGGGGGUGUGAGCUGUAUUUUGGAGCCAGUUAUAUUUGUGUCUCUCUCCAAGGCAAAAAUGAUCUCCUCUGAUGGCACCAGUAAACCUUUCAGCAGCAAAGCAGAUGGAUAUGGGAGAGGUGAAGGCUGUGGGAUUAUUCUUCUGAAGCCUUUGAAAAAAGCACUCGAGGACCAUGAUCACAUUUGGGGCAUCAUUUGCAAAACUGCAGUAAAUCAGGAUGGCCACAGUGUUAGUCCAAUAACCAAACCAUCCAUGGUACAACAGGAGGAGCUGCUUAAAAAAAUCUACUCAACAGAGACUGAUCUGACUAGUGUCCAGUACAUAGAAGCUCAUGGGACUGGGACUCCAGUUGGAGAUCCAGUAGAGGCAGGUAGCAUCUCAAAGUCAUUGCCAAAGCAAGACCUAAAAAGUCAGGGCCACUCAUCAUUGGUUCUGUUAAGAGCAAUAUUGGACACACAGAAUCUGCCGCAGGUGUUGCAGGGCUCAUAAAGGUUCUCUUGAUGAUGGAGCACAAAACUAUUGUGCCGUCAUUGUUCUACUCCAUGGAAAACUCCAGCAUAGACAUCGAAUCUCUCAAUAUGAAAAUCCCCACCACGGCAGAAAAAUGGGUCAGAGACGGCAGAUCAGGGAGGUUUGCAGGAAUCAAUAACUUUGGUUUUGGUGGAACAAAUGCACAUGCAGUUGUCAGACAAUAUGUGCAG
This is a messenger RNA of Cyprinus carpio (common carp), 1254 nucleotides long. RefSeq lists its product as uncharacterized. Lineage: Eukaryota; Metazoa; Chordata; Actinopteri; Cypriniformes; Cyprinidae. Gene Ontology annotation, molecular function: 3-oxoacyl-[acyl-carrier-protein] synthase activity; fatty acid synthase activity. Gene Ontology annotation, biological process: fatty acid biosynthetic process. The record is from RefSeq and is a predicted model, not a curated record.